Bipolaris oryzae ATCC 44560 is the source of this 1920-nucleotide messenger RNA. RefSeq lists its product as uncharacterized. The record is from RefSeq and is a predicted model, not a curated record. Gene Ontology annotation, molecular function: structural constituent of ribosome. Lineage: Eukaryota; Fungi; Ascomycota; Dothideomycetes; Pleosporales; Pleosporaceae. Gene Ontology annotation, cellular component: cytosolic large ribosomal subunit; ribosome. The transcript has 9 exons. The coding region runs from base 1 to 1920 and encodes 639 amino acids. Gene Ontology annotation, biological process: translation.
AUGUUUGGUUCCUCUCAGGACAGGGCCAGACAGCUUGCGGGACGUAACCGACGACAGCGUAUCAGCUCAAGUGGCUCAUGGUCGAGUUCACGCUCCACAUCCUCCACACACGAUGUCUCUGAGCUAUGCAGUUCGACAACGAUUCUGGAUCCCGAUGCCGAGUUACCACCCGUGAAGGAAGAACAGCCUUUCCAAGAAACCGCCCGUUCUUCCGUCGUUCUUUCAGAUCCUAAGAAAAACGGAAUUGGACAAGACAACAGACGCUUGACCUCACGAUCUGCUUCCACACUGCCCACUAGGCCACACAAUCUCCAACUGGAACAGCACCGGCUUCAAGCUGAACACCUCAGUCAGGUGCUAUACAAUGCGCUUAGCCUUCCAAAACUUGCCGCUACUCCACAUGAUCUGUUCCAAUCAUCUCACCACAUCGAAUACGGGAAUCUGGGUAUUCAAGCAGUCACGUCUUCCAACAUACGCAACAUUACGGCUCCCUGUCAGGCAACCUGUUUUCCGAGUUCGCCAGCCCUCGACUUGAUGAAAGCGUUUGACUCUUCUGAAGCUCCCUUUCUUAGGACUUCUGCAUCCGAAUUUCGCCCGCGUCCACAACCGGUUGUUUCGUUGCAGGGUGGCUGUGGGAGAAUGCAGGAUCUCGAUGACCAAGAAGCAGAAUAUGCACUUCAAAAGCAUACGCUGAGAGUCCAAAAUUAUCAGGAAGUUGGCAUCUAUGCAUCGAUCUGGGACAAGGAAGUCAGCGGUUACCACCAGUUGGAUCUUGCCGACAAAAUCAGGUUGCUUCCACAACAGGCGUGGAACGAACCCAUAACUGCGGGCCUUUCGUAUGAAGAUUACUACAGUGGUGGAAGCGCUCCCCAAGCUUCUCCUGCAGCCAAGUCUGCUCUCAACGCGCUAUUUGACAAGUAUCGAGAAUCCGAUGCCCAGGACAAGGAUGUUGUUGGAGUCGAGGGUACCAUGAAGUUCUUCGCGGACAUCGGCGUCAACGCUGAAGACUUAGACGCGCUAGCUACGUUUGAAAUCAUCCAGGCGCCUACAAUGGGUGAGAUGAGCCGUGAAGGUUUCGUGAAGGGCUGGACAGAGCGCAACUGCGAUACUGUUGAAAAACAGAGGAUGUACAUCCAGAGUGUAAAGGACGAGCUUCCCAAGAACAAAGAGCUCUUCACCCGGGUAUACAAGUUCACAUUUCCGCUUGCCAGGGCACAGGGCCAGAAAGCAGUCGCUCUCGACAGCGCAGUCGUGUUUUGGGAACUUUUAUUUGGAUCACCACUGUCAGCAGUGACGUGGUCGACCGAGAAGACACCGUGGCUAAGCUGGUGGACUGAGUUUGUCAACUCUCAAUGGAAAAAGAGCGUCAACAAAGAUAUGUGGAACGAGACACUUAAGUUUGCACAGCUCACCCUUGAAGACGAUUCGAUGGGUUUCUGGAGUGAGGAGUCCUCUUGGCCCUCUGUCAUUGACGAGUUUGUUGAGUGGGUCAAGAAGGAGAAGCGAGAGGAUACUAAAGAGGAGAUGGUCGCCGCUAAGAAGCACGUCCCGAUCGUCAAGAAGCACACCAAGCGCUUCAACCGUCACCAGUCGGACCGCUUCAAGUGCGUUGACCCAUCAUGGCGCAAGCCCAAGGGUAUCGACAACGCCGUCCGCAGGCGAUUCAAGGGCCGAGCUGCUAUGCCUAAGAUCGGAUACGGCUCCAACAAGAAGACCCGCCACAUGAUGCCCAGCGGCCACAAGGCUUUUGUUGUCAACAACGUCGCCGAUGUUGACCUUCUCCUCAUGCACAACAGCACCUUCGCCGCAGAGAUCGCCCACGCCGUAUCAGCACGAAAGCGCAUCGACAUCAUUGCCCGCGCGAAGCAACUCGGUGUCAAGGUCACUAACGGCAAGGCCCGCGUCAAGACCGAGUCGUAG